Messenger RNA from Diachasma alloeum, 1283 nucleotides. RefSeq lists its product as uncharacterized. The record is from RefSeq and is a predicted model, not a curated record. The transcript has 4 exons. Bases 78 to 1232 code for a protein of 384 amino acids. NCBI's taxonomy places the organism in Eukaryota, Metazoa, Arthropoda, Insecta, Hymenoptera, Braconidae.
UAGGCACAACGAGCUCCAAAAAUAAGCGAUUUGUUUACAUUUAUGACGUGAUUCCCCUCAAAACAAUCGAAAGUAAAAUGAAUUAUGCAACAAUGCAGCAACCGAAUCACUCAAUGCCAGAGGGAGAAUUCAACUACUAUUAUUUGAGAAAAUUAGACUUUCCACAUUGUGCAAAAGAAGCACUGAUUGCAAUAGCAAAAAUGCCGAGAGCCGCCAAUUCAACAGCCUACAGACAAAUUCAGCUCCAGACGGAAUUAAUAAAUGAAUUUGUUUUCGGAGAAAUUGAAAAGUUGAAGCAGCAGAAGAAGACUCGAGCCCUCCAGGAAUUUCAGUUGAUCGAAGUCUUGAGUGAAUUCUUCAGAAAUCCCGAUCACAGUCCAGCUGUGAGGAAUGCGAUAUUCCUCCUCUUGUUCCCAGCGGAAUAUCCGAGAUACGAGAUUCUGGGCAAUUUGGUGUCCAUGGCGAUUGCCACGCAGAACAGAGAGGUGUUGGACUCGUCGGGGAUGUGGAUUCAACAGCUCGGGUCGACUUCAAUUCAGAGUGUUGACUUGGCAAAGCAUAUUCUCGAUGAUUACUUCGUUUACACUCCGAAUUCCAUUGAUAAAUUGAAUAAACUGCCGGUUCUGGUGCCUCACUUCACUGCCAAUCUGCUCACGGCUAUUGGAGAAGUCUAUAGACUCGAGGAUCCGCCCAAUAAAUUAUUGAAACUCGCUGGGGACUGGAUUGAUGAUAAUCCAGGACUACUGGCGACUCCUUUGAUGGACAAUCCAGCGUUGCCUCUGGGAGGCAUUCCCAUGACCCCAAUCACACCCAUCGCAGGACUUUUCAGGUGGUGCAUAUUAAGUCCAGCUCGAUCAAAACCGGAAAAUGUAGAAAAUACAAUCAUAGAAGAGCGUAAUCAAUUUUAUUCAAAGAUCCAACAACUUCUGAUGGACGCAGUUCUAAGAUUAAAAAACAGUGGAAGCAAUAAACACGCAAUUUCCGCUCAACAUCUGGCGCAAACCACUAGAGCUUUAGCAACAUUAUUAGAGGAGCCUGAAACCACUGAAAACAAACCCCGGAGAGAUCUGGCGAUGGAGAGAUUGGCUCAGGCCGUCAGUACUGCAAUGUCUGCUAAUUGUAUUUACGGAAAUAAACAGGAAUUAUUGGCUCUCCUACAACCCCUCGCAUGCAGACAUUUCCUCAUUGAAUGGACAUUAAUAACGUAUGGCAGUAAAGGAGCUGUAGUUUAACAAAAUUUAAUCUAUUUUUUACAAAUAAAAAGUUUAUAUGAUUCAUCCAAA